Molecule: messenger RNA, 3124 nt
Organism: Pimephales promelas (fathead minnow)
Lineage: Eukaryota; Metazoa; Chordata; Actinopteri; Cypriniformes; Leuciscidae
Source: RefSeq, a predicted model, not a curated record
AAGAAUGCAGUGUGUGUCAGGCGAAAGAGUUGCGAGCAGACAGAGGGCUCUUUCUUAAAGCGUACGGCCUAGAGUGACUCAACUCCUCCUCUCGCACGCAGGUACAGCUGUGGAUAUGUGCCUUCCAGUCAGAGCAGCAGAUUGUGUGGCUGACAGCAGGGUUAUGUGAUGCCCGCAGAGACGUCUGGACUGACCUCUGAUCAGAGCCGAAAUGCCCCAAUUCCAUCACAUCUGUGAGAGUCAAGGCAGAAAAGACUAAAAUAGAGUUGGUGUCUCCAGAGGGACUGAUGCUGAGAGGAAUCCACCCAGUAUAAACACGACCCACGAUCUCCGCAGUCCUCCCAGCCACAAGAUAUGAAUCGUCAAAAGUCACAGAGAAACAUUUCAUAAGCAAUCCUUUGUUGUUAGACCUCAAAGGCAAGGCGUUGUUUGAGAUGAAUGCUGAGGUUUGGAAUUAAAGCAAUAACUGAGUGCAUCAAGGAUUUUGAAAAAGUCCAUCCGUCAUUUAUUAAAACGGGCUUGUGUUAUAUUUCCUCAGGAUGGGACUGACAUCAGAACUUUUAACAGGCCUAAACUGAACUGAAGCACAGUGACAGAACUGGCUCAAGUGGACAGUUUCUUGAUCAUCCCAUGCUAAUUACUGGUUUAAUCGGAUCUAGUGGCUUUACAUCUCAGAUCACAUUGGAUUUGAUCUCUACAGGGAUUUGAAGAACUCUUGCUGAACCAUGACGGAGGCAAUCCUGCAGUUUUUCAAUAAUAUGUGGAGUGUCGCGUCAUCCAAGCAUGACCAGGGCAUCUACAACACGGUUUGCCUGGUAGUGCUUCUGACUCUGCCACUGGUUGUGCUCUUCACAUCUGUGCUGGUGUGCUGUCAUUGUUGCUGCUGUCGUCGGUGUUGUUGCGGCAAAGGCGAGACCUCAGUCACAAAUGUGAAGUCCGAAAAGAAGAAGAAAAAGAAAAACGGCGGCCAGAACAGUGAGGACUUGUGGAUCUCAGUCAAAACAGAUCCCAUGAGUAGUGACAGACUUGCACUCACUAUGGUGUAAAAAGCCACGUUGAACAAUUUUAUAUUUAUUUAUCUUUUUAUGGUACAUGUAAAGGUACAAAAGUGUUGCAGCAGUGUUUUCUAAACAUUUACCCGAAUGUAAAAAAAAAAAAGAAGAAGGAGAGAGAAUUUCAAGAGACUUUUUGUAUAGAAGUGAAAUUUGGGAGUGAAUGAAUGUGCAAGAAUAUGCUUUAUGAUGUGUGUGUGGUCCUGAAAGGCUUUCCCAAAACCCACAUUGUAGGUGAAAAAAAGCAUAUCUGUCAUUAUACAACAGUUAGUCCAGGGCCUUGUUUUGCUGAGCUGUGUUUUUGCAUUUGACUGCACUGCUUUUGUAUUGAUUUUUUUUUUUUUUUUUUUUUAUAAAUAUGCUCUAGACGGACAUGUUUGAUUUUUGUGCUCAUGCCCUUCUCAAGUCUCGAGCAUAACAUGGCUUUCUUAAAAUGUGCCACUUAAUUAAAAAUAGUUUAACAUUUUUUUAACGCAUCUCUAGACCUUGCAUUUUUUAAUUUCACUGCCAUGCGUUUUAAAACCAAAAAUGUUUUCAGUGUGAAUAGCCCUAAUAGACUGUCCAAAAGCACCAGGAUUGUUAUCACUCCCCUUAUCUGUGUUUGUGCGUUUCGGUGAGGAUUUUCAGUGAUUCUUUCGCAUUUUACAUUGUUAGCAAGUGCAACAGUUGAUUCUGGUUUGGAAUCAUUUGAAAUGUGUAUAUUUGUGUCGAAAUACACGAUGGAACACAGUAUUGUAAUAUUGUGUCUAAAAUGAAGUUCUAUCAUGACAGCUCUCAGGAUAUUUUUUGUUAAUUUUAAUUUAUUUGGUCUUGGCAGAAUAGAUCUGCUGCGCUGCUGCUGCUGUUAUUGCUGUUGUUGUAAAUUAUUGCCUGCACAGAAACAGGAACUGUGCUGUGAGUAUGUAAGACACACUGCUGCACAAAUAGUAUUCAAUUACCCAUGGCAGAUCGAUACUGGUGGAGCUGGGGAGGUGGAGGGUUUUAGUGAAUAGUGAAUGGUAACCAACCGUUUAGAUUUUGAGCAUGGCUCAAUGGCCAUGGCCAAUGGCUGCUGACAUUAACCAAUCAGCUUGUGCCAAGAAGUUAGCGCAGUAAAUAUCAUCAGCUUGUGUUAAUGACCAAUCAGCCUGCACCAUCAAGAGUUCUUGUUUAUUCAACUGCUGUACAAAAGAAACAUCACACUCGCAGUCGCUAUCGAUCGGAACAACUGCAAUAGCCAAUUGCUUGAUUAACAUUUCUAAUAGAGCCAGGUGCCAGAAAUAUGUAAGAAUUCCAAAGAGCUCUUCACAAUUACAAACGCUUCUAAAACCUGAACUUGAACCAAAACAUUUCCCAAAGAAACGUCAAAGACAAGGGAUGCACUUAGUGGGUCACAACCACUUGUCCUUCACUCGAAGGAUGCAAUGCAUUUAAAAUUACUUGCUUGAAAUGGCUUCCGAAAUUGAUACUUUCCCACAAAACAAUUUCCCUAUAAAUAUAACCUGCCUUUCUUACUGUCGACUGACUAAACCAUAAUUUAAAUAAAAGUGUGUGUGUGGGGGGGGGGGGGGUAUGUUGGCUCUGUGAUGCAUGAAUUUACUAGACUAGAGUAUAGAUCAACAGCUCAAAGACACUUGUCUUAUAAUCUCCCCCUAAACACAUCUAUUCACAAAAGAGUGAAAAUGAUUGUACUGAUCUCAAAACUAAGACUGUUGGAUACAGCAUUAUCAUCACAGUGUGUAAUUGGGCUUGCUGAUAAACAAACUUUGAUCUUCUUGCACUAUUCAGAUGUAGGGAUGUUUGCAGUGCCAUAAUUAGAUGUUUAUGUUGUUCCUUCACACAUUCUGAUUAUGCAUGUCAGAAAGUCAUGCAUUAACACCCACCAUCAUGCUCUUUUUUUCACUUAACUGUUGUGUUUGGCUAGCAUGCAUUUUUGCAUUAUCGGGUAAAGCAACCGCUGAAUUCUUCAUUGCAUAAUCAGUAAAGUUGAGCCAUAUACUUGUCCUUCAUUGAUUUUGGUUUCUGGUACAGCUGGGUCAAGGAGAACAUUUUUCAUUAGUCUGAACAACGAAACCGUCAAGUUCUGUUUCCUG